Molecule: messenger RNA, 2685 nt
Organism: Python bivittatus (Burmese python)
Lineage: Eukaryota; Metazoa; Chordata; Lepidosauria; Squamata; Pythonidae
Source: RefSeq, a predicted model, not a curated record
AUGGGGGGACGUCAGGCCGCCUUCUCUUCUCUACGCAUCGAGCUGAGAAUAUGGGAAUUGGAUGCAGGGACCUGCCGUCCGUGUAACAACACAGAAAUCCUGAUGGCCGUUUGCACGAGUGAUUUUGUUAUCCGUGGAAAUAUCCGGGCCGUCUCCAACGACAUGGAAGCCCAAGAAUCGAUCAUCAGUGUGAGCGCCACUCGGAUCCACCGACAGAAGUUUCCCUUGUUCCAACCGGUUGGCAAAUUGGGAAAAUCCACAGGCAACAUCCACACCCUGCUACGAUGUGGGGUAAGGCCUGGUCCGGGCAGUUUUCUAUUCACCGGGUGGAUGCACUUUGCAGAGGCCUGGCUCAGCUGUGCUCCCCGCUACAAAGACUUCCUCCGCAUCUACGAGGAGGCGCGCCAGGCUCACGAAAACCCCUGUGAAGUCUCAUUGGACUGAUUGGAGAUGGGAAGAGGUCAGGAAGAAGGGAAGCCCCUGGGGGGGCCCACACUGUGAUUGGGCCAGAAGCAGCCGCCUCAUCUCAGCAGUGGGAGGUGAACCCUGUCCUUAGACCCAAGAAGGACAAGCUCUUUCCUUACUCUAGAAGACCAAAUGGUUCUACCAACCCAUAACUCAUUCCCUGGUUCUCUGUGAAUGAGUUGUCUCAGCCAAAUCCAAGUGGACCAUCCAGAGCUGUUCUCUGAUAAGGUUGGGAAACGUCUUCUUUGUGCCAUUACCAGAAGAACAUUUCCUUGCGUUGAUUGUUCUGGGAAUGAAGGAACCUCUGGGCAUAAUGUACAACCAAGUUAUUUGGGGUUUAUGUUCAUUGAAUCCAUGGGACUCAUGGAACUCAAAGAAUCCUGGUGGUUCAAGCUUGUGGGAAAUUUCAAGCAAAGGAAGCCCUCUGAUGUUCUCUAGAUGUUUUGGACUACAGCUCCACAAACGCUUGCUACUGGUUCGGAGCUGAUGAAAGCUAAAGUCCAAAGCAUUUUUAGAGGGCAUUUGGUUCUUUGCCCCAUAUUUUUGAGAUCUCUGAAAUUACCAUCGCAGAACUACAUUCCCAAGAUUCUUCAACCUUGAGAAAGACUACGUGUCCAAUCCUAGAGAUCAAAAGCCAUUGGACAUAACGUCAUGGCAGAAGAGCCUCCAGAAAGUGGUCCUGGCUGCAGAGAUCAACUUUCAUUAUUUACACUAUUGGAAAAAAAUACAUCUCCUAGUCUUUGUGAUUUCAAAAAUGUGCUUGAACUUAUAUGAUAAUUAUUUAGCGAAGCUGGAGAGGUGGGCAAAAGUAUAUGCAGUCCUACGAGGAAGUUAGUAUAGGACUGAAUACCAUCUUCUCUUUAGGGCUCCUGUAUCCAGGCUGCAAGAAAACUGGACAACAAUUACAUGUCAGCAAAGAAUGAAAUCUCUUUUACUGCAUUGUGGUGGUUUUCUGGAUUUUUGGAGCCUAUAUAUGGAUGACUUGUCCUCCUGGCUGUGGGAAAAAGAUAGAGAACUGAGAAAGGAUGCGUGUCUUCCCUUUAUCACUCCAAAUUCCACGUAGCUCUUCUAUCAUCACCUUGGUGCUAAUGGCCGAUUUCUACCCCCGCAACACCACAAUGUGGAGUUGGCUGACAACUUUGUCUGUUUCCACCAAAAAAAAAAAAAUGCUGUGUAUUCAGGGUGCCUUACAGACUAACCAAUUUAUGGUGACAUAAGUAUUUAUGGACUAAAUUCCAAUUUGUCAGAGGUUCACAGUGUUAUCUUGAGUUUCUUGUGCCGGGGUUGGUUGGCAGGACGAGAGAGAAAAUUGUAAACGAUUGCAUUGAAACCGGGUGAUCAGCAAGAGCUAAGAACAGGGGUAAUUACCUGAUGAACAGCCAUUCACAAAAAACGUUGUUGGGCCCAGCAGGCAACUUUGGAAGGGGAGUUGAUUAGCACAUGCAGCGUGAUUUAUUGUUUUUAGAAAUUGUUCUUAUUCAAGCCACAGAGAUGACGAGUUGGACCUUUUGAUGAAUUCAGGCGCAGGGGCCUCGAAGUCUCCCUAAACCAUUAUCAGCAGAGAGCAGGACAGCAAUUUGCCUCCCAGAGUCACCUUGUGUGAGAUGGGCGGCUAUAUAAAUAUGAUAAAUAAUAAAUAAAUAAAAAAUAAAUAAAUAUUCAGAUGCAGGAACCAAAUUCUUGCAAGCCACCAAUAAUUAAUUGCAUUAUUACAGAAUCCUUUAAUGGCCUCUGUAAAAUAAGAUUGUCAUGCACCUUUUUAGGAGUGUCUGCAGGAUCUGGUCAAGAAAUUGUGUGUGUGUAUACACACAUACACACACACCCCUGCACCUUUUCGUGUUCCCAUAUGCUAUAUCUUACCAUCUGUCCCAAAUGCCUCUGUAUUGCAAAGAAGCCAAUCUGGCCUUCAAGGAAUAAAUAGUUACAAACCGGACAUUGCAAAUCUCAGCGUGCAAAAACUGUUUGGGAAAUGCUUCAGCCUCUCAAGAUAACUCUGUCCUAGGUAGCGGUGGCGGGUUCACCCCAUAUGCCAAGUUAUAAACUGGAACUGAUAAACCACCAGGGCUGGGGUCCCCCAUCCCGCCAGCUUGUAAUGUAUGACAUUUGUGGCUUAACAUGUUGUGUGAACCUCGUUUCGGUGUGUUUAAGGGGAAUUCUUGUGGAGCAAAGAGGUGCCUUGGCUUCAGCUGUGGCUCCCAUCCUCUAGAACAGUGUUUUUCA